AUGCAGCAGUACUCCGUGGGCGAGACCGUCGAGGUGUGGAGCCACUCCAGGAAUGCCUGGAUACCCAACGCGACGGUCAUCCACGCCCCCGCGGUGGACUCCUACAUAGAGGGUUUCGACGUCAAGGCUGGCUCCCUGAAGGUGGAGUACAACGGCAGCUCGAAGUGGCUCCUCCCCGACAUGGUCGCGCAAGACGUCAGGCGCCCCGUCAGCCCGGCCGGCGCAAGCUCGGCGAGCGGGCCGGGCAAGUGCAAGUUCGGCUGCGGCCGGGCCGUGCAGCCGGGGCUGACGCGGGGCAUGAAGCCGUUCGACACGUGCUGCAAGCGCUGCGCCCUGAACGGCGGCAGGGGGGACCACGACCCGAACUGCGGGGGCACGAGCCCUGUGCUGCACAGGCCAUCCAGGUCGGAGUCAGGCUUGCCCUGCGUCGACGCCCGUGCAUGGCUGGAGGAGCUGACAAGGUCAGAUGGGGCUCUCCAGAAGUACACCGCCGAGGUCUUCGAAAGUACGACCAGCGGGCGGAAGACCAUGAACCUAGAUGAGUUCAAGACGGCCGUCAAGGAUUUAUUGCUUCACCCAGUUGGGGCCACGUUGUCCUCACCAGAGGAUGCCCUACGGAAAGUGUACAACAAAUACGACAGGGGCUCGGGCCUUGAAAUCACAUCUUUCCGUAAGAUUUGUCGCAAUGUAUUGAUAGAUUAUCACGAAUCGUAUUUCCCCCGCGUGUUACCUUUUGAGGUAUGCAAUUUCGUCCGGAGGAACAGGCAGGCGUUCACAGAUUUGUAUGAAGUGGGCGAGAAGCUCGGAGAGGGUAGCUUCGGCAUUGUGUCCAUGGUUACGCACAAGAUCUCCCGCGAAAAGCGUGUCUGCAAGAGAAUCGAGAAGCUCCGUGGCAAGGUUGGCAUGCCGGUGGAAGAUAUCGAAUUUUGA
This is a messenger RNA of Prorocentrum cordatum, 930 nucleotides long. The record is from the annotation of a GenBank genome assembly. NCBI's taxonomy places the organism in Eukaryota, Dinophyceae, Prorocentrales, Prorocentraceae.